Molecule: messenger RNA, 240 nt
Organism: Lynx canadensis (Canada lynx)
Lineage: Eukaryota; Metazoa; Chordata; Mammalia; Carnivora; Felidae
Gene: SPINK13
Product: serine peptidase inhibitor Kazal type 13
Exons: 3
Coding region: 1-240 (79 amino acids)
Molecular function (GO): protein binding
Source: RefSeq, a predicted model, not a curated record
AUGGCUGCCUUUUCCAACCUGACCAUAUUUUUCCUGGUAACCUCCAUUGUGGCACAUACUGUUUUUUCAGAAGUCUUCAAGCCAAAAAAUAUAGCUAAAUGGCCUAAGCCCCCAUGUAAAAUGUACUACCCACAGGGUCCUUUUUAUGAUUCAAAAUGUCCGAAUAUAACGUCAUACGUCUGUGCUACAAACGGCCACACUUACCAGAAUGAGUGUUUCUUUUGUGUCGAUCAGUGGUAA